GUAUAAAUAUUAUUAUACUAAAAUGAGUAAAUUAAAUCUUAGAAUAAAUAGUCGUAUUAAUGGAUAGGUUUAUAAAUUUUGGAGUUAACAAUUCAAUGUUUUUAUAACUGAGUACCUGAAAAGUCGAGAAACCGAUUAAACUUUGUAUAAAAGUCUUAAAUAAAUAUGAAGAAUUUAAUCACACUGUAAUAUAAAACAAAAUAUAUAAGAACCUUCAUAUACUUUCAAAUAACAGGUUUAAAAAAAAAAAAAAAAAAAAAAAAAAAAGGAAACAAACAAAAUAACAGCUGGAGAAAAAUUUCCACCUGUCAUUCAACUGGAUCAAAAGUAAAAUUUAUGUAACUAUAAGUAUUUUUAUAGAUAAAAUACCAUUGGCUGAUUUAAUUAAUUAGUGGUGCAAUAAUGGUGCAUUGUAAUUAAAAAUAAUAAAUAACAUUCAAUCGUAAAAAUGGCGUCUUCUGAAAUUGAUGAUUUUUUAUCUGGACCAUUGGUUACCUGGUUCGGUAGCUGUCUAGAGGAUCCUGAUGCUCUUGCCAACUACUAUGACUUGGUUGACGGUAUGCUUCUCCACAAUGUAUUUUUACAAAUUGACCCAGAGCCGCUUCACGACGGCGUAAUACCGAGUUACAGUAACCCGUCAGUGCGUAUAAAAAAUUUAGAAAUGAUAAUCAGUAACAUUCGUAAAUUUUACGAGGAAGAUCUGGGUUAUUUGGUGAUAAAACUACCAGAUCCAGUAAAACUUGGCAAAGAACCCGAAUUACAUGUAUCAGAAAUCCACUUACUGCUUCAGUUACUUCUCGGUUGUGCAGUACACUGUCCAAACAAAAAGGAUUUUAUUACAAAAAUUUUUUCACUGCCUGAGAUAGUCCAAUCAGGAAUAGCCGAUUGCAUUAAAAAUGUAACAGAGAUGACAGAGAUAGUGAUAAACCAAGACACGAUGGGCGACCCGUCUGAAGUUUUCAAACUAAUGAAGCAAUUUCUUCAUGAGCGAGACUUUUAUCGGGAAAAAUGCAAGUCAACAAUGUCUGGUGAUUUAUCAGGAGCCGCGGGCUCGCCUAGUCAAGAUGAAUCGGCCAAAAAUCAACAGGCGAACGCUGUCAAGUCUGACCAAGAGAACCAUCACUACGCGGUGGAGCUGGCCGACUGGAAGUCUAAGAUCCGGAAACAAAGACACGAGUUGGAGGAAAAAACAGAAGCUUUGGCUGAGUGCAAGGAAGAGCUCGAGCAUAUGAGAGCUACUGUUGCUAAAUUGAAGCAGGAGAACCAAGAAUUGAUGCACGAAGCACGAGCUGUCAAGACUUAUCGCGAUGAACUCGACGCGAUGAUGCAAAAGGCUGAACGGGUUGACAAAUUGGAGGCUCAGGUCUUGCGCUACCAGGAAAAAAUAUCAGACAUUGAUUUCUACAAAAUUCGGGUUGAGGAGUUGAGAGAGGACAACCGAAUGCUGAUGGAGAACCGCGAGAUGCUUGAAGAUCAGCUUAAUAUUCAGAAAAGACGAGCUGAGAAAGCUUUCGAGCUAGAGUCUGAAAUCAUCAAGUACAAGGCACUGAUUAACGACAUGAAUCUUGAACGCGCUGCUGAGAAGGAAAAAUACCAGGAGUUGCAGGAGGAAAAUAGUCAGCUGCAUAAACUAAAGAAAGCUGCCGAUGACGAAGCUGCUCGUGCUUCUGUUAGCGAGUCUGAGGAAUCUGUGUCGGAUAACAGGUUGUCUGAGCAGCUGACAAGCAAUGCGCAGACCCGAGCGUUGAAAUUAGAGCUGGAAAAUCGUCGACUAACGGCUUUAGUUGACUCGCUGAAGGAAAACUCAUUCCACGAGUCUUCUUCGCGGCUUCUGGAGCUCGAGAAGGAGAAGAAGAAGUUAUCUUUGAAGAUCGACUCGCUCACUGACAACAAUGAACGUUUGUCGCAACAGAAUGCCGAUUUGGAGUCGGUUUGUAAGCAAGCGCUGGAGGAGAACAAGAAAUUGCAAAACACUUUGAAGAAUCAGCGAAUGUCCUUUGAGCGUCAGCAGCAAGACUACCAGACUCAGCACACUAAGAUCGUGGAGAUGGAAAAUAAUUAUGAAACUGUUGUUAAGGAGAAACAACGCGUACAAUCUUUGCUAGAAAGUGUUCAGAGACGUGCUGACGAACUCGAUCGUUCGCUGGAGUCUGCUAAUCAGAAACUGGAUGAGUAUCGCAACGUUGAGAAGAAAUUGAAAGACUCUGAGGUUAAGUGUAAUGACUUGGAAGCCAAAAUACUUGUUUUGGAGAAAGACAAGGAUGCGGCGCUGAGAGACGUUCACAAGUACCGAGAAGCUAUUGAGGAGAAAGACGUUGCCAUUGACAAGUCAACGAAUACUAUCGAAGUGUUGGAGAAGAAAAUCCAGGAGCUUGAUCGAGAGAUUGAUAAUUCUAAUGCUCAGAUUGUAAGAUUGCAGGAAAUUGAGCGCUCGAGUAAAGAACUGGACGCUCGCGCGGCGAUUGACAAGGAAACUCUCGAAACUUUGGAGUCUAAUUUGAUUGCUGAGAAAAUGAAUACCCAACAAAUUCACGCUGCUUUGGACAAACUUGGGCUCACUGUUGAUGUUUUGCUCUCUCUGUCUGCUGAAAACUUUGCCGAGAAGUUAAUUAAUUUGCCGGAGGUGGCUAUCCAUGUUAAUAAAUUAACUAACGAGAGUCUGAAGAACCAUGCAGAUACUCCGGUGGCUAAAGAACGUGAAGACGAGGAAAUGAAACCGCUGAAGGAACAUAUCGAGAUGGUCGAGGCGCUGAAGAAAGACUUGGAGAGCACAGCGAUGAAACUGAUCAUGAGUGAAAGUACUGCUGAGAGUUUGUUAGAAGAACAAGCGAAGCUUCAGGUCUCAGUGACUACCUUAACAUCCAAGAACUCUUCGUUGAACGCUCAAUGCACUGCGCUGCAGUUGGCAAACUCUCAACUGGUUGCGGAGAAGGAGGAGUUGCUCAAAGACAGGGAAAUUCAGCAGAGAACUCACCAGCAGCUUCUCCAUGACCAGGUGACUCUUCAGUCGUUACACGAACAGCUGAAUAACGAGUACGAGAACUUGGUUCAAGAGAGAGAGAAUUUGAAAACAAAUUUGAGGGAUAUCAAGACUAAAGAACGAACUUGGAAGGAAACUUGCGAGAGAUUGGAGUCGAAGAAUAAAAUUCUGAUGGCUGAACAAGAAGCCUCGGCGACUCACAUCAAGAGCUUGAAUAACUUGCGCGGUGAACACUCGAAAUUGAAAGACGACUUCAGGAACUUGUACUCUGCGAUGGAGAAAUUGAAAAUAGACUACCGGAGCUUGCAGGAAGACUAUAAGAAGAAUAAAAUAGAAAGCAACAGAUUGAGCCUGAAGUUGACAGAAUUGCAAGGCGAGCUUAGUAUCAAGGACGAGUCGUACUCUAAUAUGGAGUUACAGAACAGUAAAUUGAACCAGCGAUGCGAGAUGUUGGCUCAAAUGAACUCUGGGCUGGACAACAACCGGCGCUCGCUGAUGGACCAUGUCAGUGUCUUGCUGAAUCAGUACCAAGACUUGCUAACUCACUCGCUUGAAGAUAAGGAACACUAUCAUAUGGAAGAGAAAAUUUACCGCGAUCAAGUUAAUCAUUUGUCGCGACAAAAGGAGAAGUUAGAGGAGAAAAUAAUGGAGUACUAUCGAAACAAGCAGAGUUGCUCGACUAAAAAGAAACGGUUUGGAGCUAACUUGGUCAAAAGAGUGAGGAAAGCCGGCUCGGAGCUUCUACACAAAAAUAGACAGUCCUGGACGGAAGAUUCUAGGCAAGACAGUAAAAUUUACGAGUCAGAGUCGGGAGGAAACGAUUCUGACAUCAGCGUUGAUGAACGUAGAGCGUCUUUGGAUCCAACUGCAUUUGAUAACGAUUCUUUGUCAUUAGGACAUGCUGGUACUCGUAGAACUGUUUAUUAUACUGAUGAUUUCCCGUCCCCUACUUCUUCAUUAACUCAUGAUUCAAAAUUGUCCGAUACCUUGCCAAUACCGUCAGUAACCGACACUGACGGUCCCAGUAAUUUAGACACAUCGAGAACAGAAGCACGUCCAGGUGAAUCAAGACCAUUUUUAAUUUACAAUAAAAUAUCAGCUGUUAUUAACGAACCAAAAAACACAAUCGUUGCCGAAAAUUCAACCCCUAAUGAUGAAAUACCCGAUACAACGAUACCCGUUAACAAAGACGGUACUUCUAAAGUCGGUAAUUCCAUCUGGUAUGAGUACGGAUGCGUUUGAAUACUUUUUAAAAAGAAUACUUUGUAAUGUGUGGACGGUUAUUAUUUUUAAAAAAUAACAAUUGUUAAAAUGUAGUAUCGAAACAAUAAAAGUAUUUGAAAUAUUAUCGAGAAAAAGAAAAAAAUAUUCCAAAAAGUAACAGUACGCAAUUUAAAAUUAAAAAUUGAAUAACUGCUUUAAUAUAAGCUGUUCUUUGUCGGCAGAUUGCGCGGUUUCUUAAACCAUGUGUUACAAAAACUAUUGCAGCAAGUUGGUACGAAUACUUACACACAUUUAUACUUGCUCGUUAAAAUACUAUAUUGUAUAAUCAAAACAGUUAAUGCGUAAUCAAAUACGUAUAUUGAUCAAAUUUUAAUUAUUAUAGUGAUUGACUGAAUAUUUAAAUUGAUGUUACAAAAAUAAGACGGUAUUUAAUUGAAUAAACGCUUAAUAUGACUUGAUGUCUAAUUUUUACAUACUUGAAAUAUAUUUAUAAUAAUGUUAAAGCAUUUAUUGAUGCUAAUUUGUGUGCUUGUGUGUGUGUGUGUUUAUUUUUUUAUAAACAAUUAUCAAUGUUCCAUGUACAGUGAUCAAGCAUAAUUUUUUUGAUAACAUUUUUUUUUGUAUAGAUUUUUUAGUGUUAAGUUUUUUAAAAAUUUUGUUAGUGACAACAAAAAUGUAAUAGAAUAAAAAUAUCCAUUUAUUUUUUAAUAGACAAUAAAAAAAGUGUACUUGCUAAUAAAUAGUUUAAUCAUUGAAUAAACAAUUAGCUACACAGUGAUGAUGAUAAUUAUUGUCCGGCCAGACGAAAGUAUUACUCGUAUUUAAAGACUAAUCAUGUUUAAAUAAAAUAAUAGUUGACUUACUUAAUUUUUUGUAUUUGU
Molecule: messenger RNA, 5085 nt
Organism: Cotesia glomerata
Lineage: Eukaryota; Metazoa; Arthropoda; Insecta; Hymenoptera; Braconidae
Gene: Girdin
Product: girdin-like
Exons: 6
Coding region: 449-4222 (1257 amino acids)
Biological process (GO): cytoplasmic microtubule organization; cytoskeleton-dependent intracellular transport
Cellular component (GO): centrosome; cytoplasm
Molecular function (GO): dynein light intermediate chain binding; microtubule binding
Source: RefSeq, a predicted model, not a curated record